UUUAAGGUCUUUAUAUUAAAGUUUCAGUCAUAUUCAAAAUUUCGCGGUUUAAGAAGGAUAGUAUCGAUAAAGUAGAGUCACGAUACUUGCCAGUAACUAAAUGACACACUUCAUUUUAUAGUGAAAAAGCAAAAUGGCUACCUUAAGUAGACUUCUGCUUGCAACUAAUCAAAAAUUAUUUUAUACAAACGGAUUAUCGGAGAAAUUAUUAACAAAAAACUAUAAUCAUGUGUUUAAAAACCUAGAAUCAAUGAGAUGCAUGUCAGAACAUCAUUCAAUGGAUAUAGCUCCAAGUCGAUGGCAAUGGCAUAAAACUAAAGAUUGGAUGCACUUUUAUUUUUUUGUGGACCCCUGUUGUAAGAUUUUUUUCAAGAUACUUUUAUCCAAAUAUACAGAUGGAAUAUGAAAAGUUACUUCAUAAGACACAUGUUGCUAAUGUUAAGAGACAAUUGCUUGGCCUGGAAAGACAGAUAGAACAGUUAAUGAAGGAACAUCACGACUAUAGAUAUUGGUCCUAUGUUCGUAGUAAUGAAUAUAAUUUAAUAGAAUUACGGAAAUUUAUAGAUGAGAAAAUUCGUAUCUAUUUUCAUAAUGGAUCUAUUAGGAUGAAAUCAUUAUCCAGACAGACUACAAACAUUGGAUCUAAUAAAAUGGUUGUAUUGGACGUAGGAUCACAAAGGAUUAAAUGGCAAGUUGAAAAAUAGUUUAAUGAAAAAUUCCAUUUAAUAGUAUAAUUUGUACACUGUGAUAAAUAAAUAUUACUUGAAAUAAUAAGGUGCGGAUUAAAUACAUUCAUUAAAUAAUUAUCGUAAUACAAUAGGCUUAAACGCCAGUAGAAGAAUCUAAAUUUCUCGAUAUGUCAGUUUUUAGGAUUUCGUAUGAGGAGUCCCAGAUUUUGUUAUAUUGAUAUUAUUUUCUUGUAUCAUUUUAUCCUAUCCUAGUUCUCAUAUCUUGUGGGAAUAAAAAUUAAAAAUUACAGUAUAAAAAUAUUUUCCUUUCAUUUCAAUAUUUUUUCUUUAGUAAAAGAAAUUAACGCCUUGAAAACAAAUAAUUCCUUUCUUUCAUUUCAAUAUUGGGAUUCAAAUUGCAAGUACAAGAGGAUUAAUUAACAUAUAAAUUAAGGUUUUUAUUUGAAAAAUUAUAUUGCUGUUUAAAUAGUUUUCAAAGUCAAUCUAUAUACAUGAAAGGCUCAGAGCCAGUGUAUUUUUCAUUGAAAGUGAUUUGUGCGAUACAAAGAUCCAAGGGACAGUUUCAUUAUAAUAUCAUGAUUAUAUUAUAUUAACUAAACGUCGACUGAUAAUUUUAAUAGCAAAACUAUAUUUGCAAGGCAUAAAUUAUUCUUAACGAAAGAUGAUUUACAAAUUGAAUUCUGGGCUCUCCACAUAAUGAAUACAUAUAAUUACACUAUCAAGUUUCAUAUAACAUCACCAUGAGAUAAUUGAAAUCCAAAGUUAUUAGAUACUUGUACAAAAUAAUAUGUUAAAUAAUAAUAUAGUUAAUAAAUAAUAUGGUUUCUCAAUCUUUUACAAUUGUUCUUACUAUGAAGAUCAUUUAUAUAUUGACAUUUUUGUUAUCUGAAUAGAUAUCACUCCUCCCGAUUGUACAUGUACAUGUUAUUAGCACAUCAUGGAAAUUAAUGUAAUGAACAUCGCGUUAGUGAAGUGAAAAAUUAUAGUUGUUUAUUUUUCAGGAACAUUCUUUCUCCUAAGUAGUGUUAAGAAGUCCAGAGGUGGAUCAGUAGUCACAAAUAACAGACCAUUAUUCAAGUUAAUGAUACAGUCCUACGUACGGCGGUACCAACGCAACUCAUAGUUAGUGGUCAUUGUCAAGGCUAGAUCGCGAUAUCUUGCAUAAUGCUUCGGCGUUCUCUUCUACGAUAAUAGGAAGACGGGUCGCGGAGGACUUUGUAUGUGCAUAUGCAAUUUCUGCGACUCGUCGUCGCUUCCAGCUACUUCCUCACGCGAAUCGAUCUACAAUUAUUCUCGCGAGUCAUUUUCUUUUUCUCCCCCAUGUCAAUUACCCGCGCAUCACGUGAAACUCAAUUGUCUCAUGUUAUGUAAUUACUUCUACGUUCAAUCCCGACCUGCUCUUCAUGUUGAAUCCUAUAAAAUUUCCGCAAAACACAUACACACAUAUAUACGAAUCUCGUUUAGCGUUAUGUGAAUGUGAUAUAUUUUAAAUUACGAUUGCUCAACAUUCUUUUACUAAAUAUGAAUAUGUUUACCUCUUACGAGCAAAAAAUAUUAAAAGCGAAGUAAUCUGACUCAUUUAAUCAUUUUUGUUCAUUAUGCAUCAAAAAAAAAAGCAAAAUACUGCUGAUAAUUCGUCAUGCUUUAAUUGUCUUUUUAUUGAUUCAUGGCAAGCAAGUACAUAAUUAUAUAUUAUACACAAUGCACGAUUAUUAUAUUAUAUUUGCAAUUAUGCGAUGCAACCCAUCAAGUUUCGUAUAUUUUAGGCCCUGCAGGAAAAUAUAUUAUGAACAACUCUGUGAAAAGAUUAUUUCAGCUUGAAAAGAAUGUAUUAUGCAAGAAUUAAUAAACAACAAACAACAAAAUAACGUAGAAACAAAAUAACGUACACGUAUUACUAAUUGUAACAAGUACAACUGAAUAGUAGAAUAAAUUUUUUUUUUGAAAAAUGAAGGUUGCGUCACAGUGUAAUUAACAUAAUUGAGCGUAAUUAACGUAUAACGUAAGUAUAUACAAUAUAAAAAUAUAAAAAAUCUGAUUCGUAAUCAAAUCACAAAGAAAGUUAUUCAGCAUGACUCAAAUAAACUUAACUUUAUCCUAUUUUAGUAGAAAAAUCAAAAGCAGCAGACCAUCCUUUGAAAAUUCCAUCAUCAACCAUACUUCCUUCUACCUUAAUAAAUUUAAUCUGGAAUAAUAUGGAUACCACCAAUGUUGCAUUUCCACAACUCAUAUCAAUUACUCUUUAAUAAAAUAUCACACAUAAGGAUGUAAAUGUAAGUACCUUGUUUUUAUUAAAAUCAAAUUUCGUCUCGUGCAUUAUUGAUCAUAAGACAUCCUGA
Heterotrigona itama is the source of this 3028-nucleotide messenger RNA. The record is from the annotation of a GenBank genome assembly. NCBI's taxonomy places the organism in Eukaryota, Metazoa, Arthropoda, Insecta, Hymenoptera, Apidae.